CCAAGAUUCUCUUAUCCAAAACCUUCACUGUCAAGGGUGCGAUCGUUGUAGGGUAAGGGCGAUUUUUCUCGCAGCAUCUACCGACAAGAAGUUGUGCCUUCUUGGCAGUUUUCUCAUUCCAACGCGUUACAUAGUUAAAUGGAAGGCCAGCACAAAUACUGAUAGCACUUUCCUUUGCACACGAACGUCACUAGGCAUGGAAGCCCUGAUCAAGACAAGCAUAAAUGGUGCCCAUGUGAUAAGAAUAAGUGCAUUGUCGUGAAGUUUGUGAGCAGUGUAGGAUAUCCUGCACAUUUUGCAAUGUCCGGCUAAUAGUUACAACCAAACUGUGAAGUUGCUUAGACUCAUAAUUGUAGCGCCAGGAUGUCUCUUGAGAGAGUUCUUGUUUUCCUUCUAUUGCUGACAUAUAGUUCGGGUAACUAUACUAGCACAUUGUGGGAGCACCGAUGUGAUCCUGGCUCGGAGAUAUUCGCCUGUACGGUACCAAACUUCCUGUACAAACCGAACCAAAAUCAUUCGAAGCUGAUUGCGCCGGAACCGGUGCACAAGGUACGGUUGGCUUAUCCCAGCGAUAAAGUAAUAUCACGUCAAGACGUUAUCAUAGCAUACGAUGCAACUCUUCACGAUGCUCUGCAUCGUCCGAAAGCGGUACAAAUAGCUAAUGCGGCGAUCAAACGGUUUGAAGUUCCACUCGAUCUCGAAUAUGCGGACUUUCGUGAUAACUACAUACAAACGGUGAUCGCACCGCAAGUAAACGGAUCAGACUACGCGCUACGGUAUCUGGAUUUGCGAAACAACGAGAUGGAUCGGAUCGACAACUUAAACGCGCUGGUGAACCUGGAAACGUUGAUUCUGUCGCAUAAUCGUUUCAUUAUCGUCGAUGGUUCGACGCUCAGUCGUUUCACCAAGCUGACCGGUUUGCAUUUGGGCAGCAAUUCGCUGGACGAGAUACCCGUUACCCAUCUGCCCGCCACACUCGAAUGGUUAGUUUUGAGCCACAACAUGUUGUUUGCAACAAUGGAUUUUACCGGCGCUCAUCUGCCAGCACUGAAGGUGUUGGAUUUACAGCACAAUUUCUGCAACGAGCUGAAUGUGAGCGUGUUACUGGUGGCCGCUCCCAAACUCGAGGGAAUAAUGCUUGAAGGUAAUUUCAUAUCUGGCAAGGAGGCAAAAGACAUCAUGCAAAGUCUGGUGGAUGCUGGAGUGUCACACGAUAAAUUCAUCACGAGCGACGAAGAGAUGGUUGCUGAAGAGAAUCAUUACUAUCGCACGCAACAGAAACUUAAGAUGCACGAGGAUAUCAUUUCCGCUAUGCUUGCGGUGGUAAAUGUAUGUGUGAUAGGUUGGGGAGUUUUCCGAGUGUACAAAUCCAGAAGUAGUACGGAAACAGUGCGUGCCGAUUGCAGCAGCGUUUGAGUAAAAGAAAUAAAUUUAAACA
Molecule: messenger RNA, 1438 nt
Organism: Anopheles funestus (African malaria mosquito)
Lineage: Eukaryota; Metazoa; Arthropoda; Insecta; Diptera; Culicidae
Exons: 2
Coding region: 364-1416 (350 amino acids)
Molecular function (GO): protein binding
Source: RefSeq, a predicted model, not a curated record